This is a messenger RNA of Didymodactylos carnosus, 9189 nucleotides long. The record is from the annotation of a GenBank genome assembly. NCBI's taxonomy places the organism in Eukaryota, Metazoa, Rotifera, Eurotatoria, Philodinida, Philodinidae.
AUGAGUCGUGGCGGUAAUUCAAACCGUAAUCGUGUUCGCGUGCCGGGCGAACAUUUAAUAGCAUUAGGGGUCCGAAACACUACUCGUGAAACAUCGAACACCAUUAUUACAUCCACAACAAACAAUAAUGUUAUGAGUCAAAAUUCAUCCUUACCCAAUAAUUCUACCGCUAUUACAACAAGUAAUAUUCUAGAAACAGUAACAACAACAGCAGUUACGACUACACCUACAUCAUCCGCAGCCAAUAUCCGUCCAUUUCGUCCAGCUGUUCUACCAACAACAAAUCGGUAUAGUGCAAUUGACAGUAUAUCCGAUCAAGAUCAGAUUAUUUUAUUAUCUUCAAAUGUCAAUAUUAGCAAUAACAACAAUAAUAAUAAUAACAACGAUUAUUUUUCGUUCGAUACUGAACAGUUUCGCGUUAAUUUAAAAACAGAGUUAAGUAAUAAUAAUGCUAAAGGUAUCGAACAACUAAUAUUAACUGGAACUAAUUAUCUAAUGUCAACCCCGAAACGUCAAUUACAAGAUCUAAAUAUAUUAAUUAUUCUUAGUUGGUUAUCUGCAAGACAAUCGAGUAUAUUUAUCGUGCCAUCAGUUACAAAAGCGUUAUGUAAUUUGCUAAAAUCACAAGUAUUCAAUAAAAUUAUAAAAUCAAUCACAGCACAAACACCAUCGAUAUUGUCCAAUCAAAUAGUGAACCCAUAUGUGUUUAUUUCACAAAUACUUUGGCUUGCCUAUCAGAACCAGUCAAUAUGGCCAGAAGAAUUUAUUGAAGCCUACGUUGAAGAUGCGUUAAAUGAACAUAACUGGAUUGAUGAUGUUAACUGUAGUCAAUUUGUUUCAAACAUAUUAACUGCAUUUGAUACUCGACCCCGAACUUGGAAAAUUGAUUCGUCUAAUCAAUCAAAAUCUACAUCAUCGAUAGUUAACAACAGUGCAGUAAUUGAUGAAACAAGCAAUGACAGUGCUUCAGGACCAAGUGGAGAAAUAAUACCCUUAUCUGAAUCUGAUAUGUCAAUUGACGAUACAGCAUCCACAUCUCCUACAGCAAAUUUAACUUCACCCCGUUAUCUCGGUCGUCAAGAUUCUAUUCAAUUGUUGCUUAUAUCAAUGAUAUCUAAAGCAAAGAGUAGUAGUACAACGACGACAAGCGGAAGUCAACCACACGAAACAGAUAAACUUUUAAAAUUACUCGAAUUAUCGUGUGGUCUACCUGAAAUCCGAACAUUAGUUCUUCAACGUCUCGAUGUAUGGUUGCAAAAUCCAAAAUUAUUUCGUUCGGCUGAACGUUUAUUGAUAGCACUAUGUGAAAAUAUAACUGGACGAAACGAUCUGACAAAUGGUCAUGACAGUGGCGAGCAAGAAGAUGAAAUUUUACGAAAGACUAUGGAACAAUUACUCAAUUUAAGAUUUAAAAUACGUGCAACAUCGACAACAAAACCAUUUUUUUCAUGUAUCAAAGAAAUGUUGCGGAUAGAAAUAAAAUUAAUUGAUAUUUUCAUACGUUUGAUCGUACAAAAUGAACUACAAUUACAAGGACAACAAACAACAACAGGAAAAAAUCCAUCUAAUAUGUCUCUGUUACAAUGUUCAUUUCAAGCUAAUCAAGAAUACUCAAUGCAAAUAUUAGCAUACACAAUUCAAACAAUUAUAAUAACUCAACCACAAUCAAUCUCAAAACAACCACAUGAACAUGAAUUAUUAAAACAAUUACGCAUAUUUCUGAGAGAACUAAUUAGAUUUGCUAAAAAUGAUUUUGAUUAUUCUCUAUUUUGCAUGAAUUUAAUUAGUAUGGAGCAUUCAUUAGACCAACAAGUUCUAUUUUGGAAACAACAUCAAACAUACAAUGAACCGCAGGACACUUCUCCGUCGUCAUCUCAACGUCUUUUAAAACGUUUACUUGAUUAUGAUGUCGGUAUUCGUGAGCGUUUUUUUUUCUACGUCUGCGAUUUAAUAUCAAUGAUCAUUUUGGUCGCAGCUGUUCCACUAUUGCCAUCCACUUCCUCAUCUAUCUCAUCAUCGAUAUCACGUCUAGUUCCAAAUCCGUUGACGUACGAUCAAUGGCUUUUGUAUAUUCAACGUGCAUCAUAUAUUCAAUUUUGUUGUUGUAAAUUUUUUCUCUAUAUUAUACCAAAAUUAUUUGAUUAUUCGAAUUUAUCUCAACGUUAUGGAAGUGAUUAUGUUAGUUGUUUAUAUAAAAUUUUAUUUACGGAUAAUAGUGAAGCUUACUUACGUUCUGAUAAUUGGCCGCCCAUUGAACAACGUGGCGAUUUAUUUCGUUUAUCAUCUGAAAUACCGCAAUUAGGUGAAACAUUAGUUUUACUAGUUCAUAUUGGUCUCUCACCUCAAACACCAAUGAGUUCUCAUUCAACAAUCGAAUUAAUUGAACUAAUAUUACGUCGAACUCUAAGUGCUGAACAAAAAAUCAUUGAUCAACAGCAACAACAAUAUUUACGCGUACCACAAGAAAUAAUACCAAAUUUAAUAUUGAAAUUGUUUGAAUUAAGUCGUUAUACGUAUCCACAACAAAUUAUCGUACCACAGACAUAUCAACCGCCGAAUUUAGCAGUAACUGCUAUCUACUGGAAAUGUUGUCUCAUAUGUUUGCUAUUAGCAUCACAUGAUACACGAAUCUUUGGAAAAUAUAUUUGGGAAAAUAUGGCACAAGUCAAAAUAUUCAUGGAAAUGUUGUUAACAGGUGAUUAUAAUUACCCACCACAAUCAUGGUUAUCAUCAUUACCAAAUCCAAGUCAGGAUAAAUUUUAUAUGAAUGAAUUGAUUAUGUUACGAACUGAAGAAGAUUUAAUAUUAGAAUUAGAACAAUUUCUUGCUUCACGACAAACAAUAACACGAACAAAUUCUGAAUUAUUAGGUAAAGUUUGUCUUCUCGAUAAACAAACACAGCCAAAACGUCCAUUCCAUCAUUACACUGUUGAUAAACUACAACAACAACAACCGAGUCAAGGUGAAAAACAAUUUUAUGAAAAAUUACAAGCAUUAAACAGUACAUUUAAAUUAUCAUCAAUGUUAUGUCGUUGUCGUUCACCCGAUUAUAUAUUAGAUAUACUAAAUAGAAAACAACAACAAGAAAAGACGACAACAUCAUGGUUAGCUGGCUUAAUUGAUUCAAAUAUUGAUUGUUUAAAUAUAUUUCCGAUUAUAUGUCUCUGUGAUUAUUUUCAACAUAUUAUUAUGACGUAUAAGACAACAAAAACAAAUGGAGAAUUACCACAACGAAAAACCUUAAAUGCACUAGAAACAAUAAUUCAACGGUUUCAUACAAUAAUUAAAAAUAUUAAACAACAGCAUGAACAAGUAACGAAUGUGGGUGAUAAACUAUUGGAUGAUCCGGUAUUAAAUGAUGUUGUAUGUAUAUUUGAUUAUUUUUUUAAAUGUUUAAAUUCCAAAUCAUCCGUUAUACGUUUAAAUGCUUGGCAAUGUUUACAUAUGAUUGUUGACGACACCACUAUUGAUACAACAUCAACGUUACCAUUUUCGUUUUCGUCAUUAAUUUUGUCAAGCGAUCAUCUUAACAUUGAAAAUUUUUUAUCAACAAUAAAAACAUUUAGAUAUUUUCAAACACAUUUAUCACCAUUAAUAAAACGUUCACUUGUGAAUGCUUGUCAUUUGGAAACAAAUCCUAUCCACUUACAUCACUAUACAUUAUUUAUUAUUGAAAAUUAUCGUCUAGAUAACUAUGAUUUAUUAUGUGAUUUAUCGCUCGCAUUUAUUAAACGACACAACGUAUUAUUAUCAUUAUUAGAACUGGAUAAAGAAAAAAAAUAUCAAUUAACGAUCGCACUAUUUGAAUUUUUUUCAAUGCAUCUAUUAAAAAUGUUUCAACAACUAAUAUUAGAUGGUCCACUAAAAUUAGACGAAGAGGAAACAAUAUCCACUACAACAACAACGUUAUCAUCGUCAUCCAAAUGGUAUUUCUCAUUACCCGUUGAAUCUAAAUCGGUUUUAAAUGAUAUUUAUUUAAAUUUAAAAAAGAUAUAUUCGGAUCAUGAUUUUCUGCUAAAUAUUUUAGAAUUUAAUGAUACACCACCAAAAUUUUAUCAUAUUAGCAUAGAACCACAUAUUGUUGAAUUUUUAAUCAUUUUCUUAUCUAAUUUUGAUUUUAAUAAUAAAAAUGAGGAUGAUAUACAAACCGCUCAACCAUUAAAACAAUUAUUUUUUCCCACAAUAUCGUCAACACCAUUACCAUGUUUUACAUCUAUUAAACAAGAACAAGAGAAACAACAAAAGGCUGUAGCAACCACAACGACAGAUGAAAGUCAUUUUUAUCAAUUUUCAAUAAAUGACAAUGAUGGUCUCAUAGAUAUGCGAACAACAUCAGAACCUACUCGUAAACGUCUUCAUUCAUCAUCUCCUACUCGUUCAUCAAAACAUUUGGCUACAUCAUCAAUCGUUCACAAUACAAUUGAAUGUCAACGAAAUAUAUUUACAUCAGACGAUGUUCAACAUUUUAUAUAUAAAUCCAAAAAUAGCGAAUUUGUUAAAAUAUUUGUACAACAUGCCAAUCUUACCAUGUGUUUAAAAUUAAUCAAAACAUUUAAUGUACCUUAUGUGAACAUCUGUUAUGUAUGUUCAAGAUUAGAUAUUUUACUAAACGAAUCAAACUUAUCGUUAAAAGAAUUGAAUCAUUUAAUCAAGCAAUCACCGUUUUUACUUCCAAUUGUUAAUGCUUGGAUUAAUGAACAAAUAGAAGAGGCCAUACAACUUGGUCAAACAUUGACAAAAAUAAUUGAAAAAAAGAAACUAAAUCAUCCAUCUAUAACAAAUACCCGUAGUGAACCAUUAACAAAUAUAAGUCAAUCAUUAACAUCAACAAUCUCAAAAUCUUUGCCUAUUAUUACCUCUGUUCAACAACCGUUCAUCUCCACCACUAGUUUAUCAUCAUCUAUUAAUCAUUAUUUAAGUACAUAUAAUCGUCGUAUCAAUGAUUUAUGCAAUCAUAUUUCAAUUGUUGAACAAGAAACGACAACUACAUCAUCUGAUGAAUUAACAUUAACAAAUAAAUUAACUAAUACAAUUCAACCAUGGAAAGAUAAAAAUGAAUGUGAAGAUUAUUUAAAACGAUUAUUUGAUAAAAAAUUAGAUCGUUCAAAACGUCGACGUUUAUUAACAGAAAUACAAUGGAUAACAAAUUUAAAUGAACAAUAUCGUUUACAAUUAAUACAAGCAAUGAUAAAUCGUUGUAAAUCAAAUGAUGUUAAAAGAUUUGUAAAUGGUCUCAAUGAGUAUACAUCAUGUUCAUUAGCACUUUUGGCAAUUGCAUUUAAACCAACAACAAAUGAUCAACAAAUUAAUGAUGAAUGUUUAAAAUUAUUAACAACUCUAAAACAUUAUGAAACACAAGGUAAAAGUGCUUUUGGACUAAGAUUACGAACAAUUAAACGUCCAGGUGAUCAAACAAAUAUCAUAACACCACUAUUGAAUGUCAAACGUAAUUUAACAGUAACAACAACGACAACAACAACAACAGCAACGACGAGUAUUCCAUCAACAAACAUUAAUCAACAACAAUCUGAUGCACUCAGUAUUCUAUGUGAUUAUUACCCAGUAAGAGACUACAGAAUAGAGAAAAAUUUUGAACAUUAUAUUCACACAACAUUUCCAUCAAAUAGACAAGAUGAUUGCAAACGUCUGUUAAUAAAUUUAUUAUGUGAAUCUGAAGAUAAACUAUCCGAAUCAACGAUUGGCAUGUUAUUGGAUCAUUUAUCAAACAUGGAGAAUUUACCAUUAAGUUCACCUAUGAUGAAUUAUUCAUUGCAACAACAGUCAAUCUAUGCUUCACGUUCUUUAUUUUCUCAACAUUCUCGUACAUCAAUAUCUCAACGAUUAUUGUUAAAACAAUUUUUACAUUCUUGUGAUUGGACUACAAUCGUUGAUUGUAUCUAUGAUUUACUAACAUUACAUUCGUCACCAUCUCAACAGUCACAACUACAAACACCAAAUACACCAACUCAUCUCGGUGGUACCAGUCUCGUAAAUCCUUAUCGUUCAUCACCCAAUACUCAAAUUGAUUCUCCAACUCAUUAUCGUUUAACUCCAACUCAACCGAUAGUUUCAAGUCGUUGUUCAUUAUUAGAAUGUCGUGAUUCCGUUUUAAUAUUAGAUAUGUUGCAAUCUUAUCUAAAAUUACCACAAUUAUGGGUUGGUAGAGAAUCAAAAAUGUUAGAACGUUGUAAUGAUGAACCGUUAGUUGAACUAAAAGAAAAUCAUAUUUAUACACUAAUUCUAUACAUAUUGGAUGAAGCCUAUCGAUUAAAUGUAUCAAAAAGCGGAAAUAUUCGAGAUCAAUAUGUCUAUCGUUACGCACUAUUAUGUUCAUUGAUUAAAUCAAAACAAAAAUAUUUAUUAAAAAAAUGUUUAAAUCAAAUUUUAGUCGAUUCACAAUUACAAACAUGGACAAAAGAUAUUCUACCAUCAUUUUAUUAUACAUUAUAUUUAUACGAACCAAAUCUAUUUGAUAAUGGUUUUUAUUUAACUAUACAAAAUUUGUUUGGUGAAACAAAACAGCAGAGUUUACUUGGUGGAAAUUCUAGUACUCAACAUCAGUUAUGUAAUGAAUGCCAUUAUGAUUUGAUUAUUCAUGAUUUAUUAGUUCGUUUAAAUAGUUUUGAUCUAUUAACAGCUUCUUCAUCAUCAACUGCAACAUUUGAAACAAAUUUAUUACUACGACAAAUUGCAUCUGCUCAUCCAUUUAUUGUUAUUCGUCAUUUAAAUGUCAUUACAUCUUGUAUUCAAUCACGUUCAGCAACAUUAAGGAUUAAUGAAUAUAAAAAACGUGAUUCAAAAUAUCGUAGCUAUUUUUUGUCUAUAUUUGAUUUAAUUGAACGUUUACAACCUUAUAUAUUUGAUCAAACAUAUUCACAACAAUUACAAACUAUCGUUGAUAUUUAUAUUAAAAUUUGUAUACCACAAUUGUCAUCGUUAUUAUCAUCGAAUUUAUCUACGGCCGUUUUAUCAUCAAAUUAUCUAUCCGAUUUGAUUUAUCUAAUUGAUCAUUUAUUAAAUUUUAUUUAUACUUACUUAACAUUAACAAAAAAUAAUCAUCAAUUAUUACGAAAUUAUCAUUCAAAAUUUUUUGAAAAAUUAAAAGAUAAAAUACAACAAAAUAACGAACUAUUGAAUGUUUUAACAUCAAAUCAAAAUAAUUCAAUUAUGAAAAAUUUAUCAAAAUUAAAAAUAUUAAAUGAUUCACUUGAUCAAAACGAAGAUACUAUGGCUCUAGAUAAUCAGCAGUUAAAUCAACAGCGAACAACGUUUGAUGUUCGUUUGUGUCUAAUCGAUCGAAAUAACGAUGAACAACAACCACAUCAUCAAAUGAUAUCUGGCAAAAAAUUAUCAUUAAAUCAACAAAAAUAUGAUGAUGUUCAACGAUUUGUUUCAAAAUUAAAUGAUUCAAAUUCCAUUGAUAUUGAAGAAAUAUUAUCAAUUCUAUAUGAUUUAAAACAAACAAUUGAUCGUUAUUCAUCUGUUGAUAUUUUAGAUUAUUUUGUUGAAUGUUUAACUAAUCUAAUUCAACAUGAAAAUAAACAAAUUCGAGAAUAUGCAUAUGAAUUUAUUUUAAAAUAUUUACAAAAAUAUCCUCAACGUUCACAGUUAUUUUCAACAUCGUAUAUAAAAUGUUUAACACAUACCGAUAAUGUAAACAUAUUUCAAACGGCAAUUGAACAUUUUCAAAAUUUAAUUAUCUAUUAUCGAAAAGAGUCAAAUGAUCUUUUACAUUUGAUAUUAAAAUAUGGUCUAAUUAAUAAAAUUGAUGUUACAUUAAAUAUAACACAAGCCAUUCGAUUAUUAAAUUUAUAUAAAUAUGAUCAACUAUCGUUGAAUAUUAGUGGAGGAUCAAUGUUGAUGACUACAGUACCUCCGACAACUACUUCUGGUAAUAACAGUAAUCCAAAGGCUGAUAGUAAAGCUAUUUUUACAGAUGCUGAGGAUGCGUUUCAAGGUUUAGAUGUAUCUCGUUUAUCUCCAGAAGAUAUUAUAUCUCGGACACGUUUACUCGACAAUGAAGUUAAAAUAAUGAAAAAUGACAUUGUACGUAUUUCACAUGAGUCACAAUCAAUGCGUGAUAAAAUUAAAGAUAAUAAAGAGAAAAUAAAAGUGAACAAAACGUUACCAUAUCUUGUGUCUAAUGUUAUUGAACUUUUCGAUUUGGAUCCGCAAGGCGAGGAAGAUGAAGGAGCAAACAUUGAUUUAGAUGCUCAACGAAGAGGAAAAUGUGCUGUUAUUAAAACAUCAACAAGACAGACAUAUUUUUUACCUGUCAUUGGUUUAGUUGAUGCUGAAGAAAUGAAACCAGCUGAUUUAGUGGGUGUCAACAAAGAUUCUUAUUUAGUAUUAGAAAAAUUGCCAGUGGAAUAUGAUUCACGUGUCAAAGCAAUGGAAGUUGAUGAACGUCCCACUGAACAAUAUGGGGAUAUUGGAGGAUUAGAUAAACAAAUACAAGAAUUAAUUGAAGCUGUUGUAUUGCCGAUGACACAUAAAGACCGAUUCGAAGCAUUAGGUGUACAACCACCAAAAGGUGUUUUAUUAUAUGGUCCUCCAGGAACAGGAAAAACACUUUUGGCACGUGCAUGUGCUGCUCAAACAAAAUCAGCAUUUCUGAAAUUAGCCGGACCACAACUUGUUCAAAUGUUUAUUGGUGAUGGUGCAAAACUAGUACGUGAUGCAUUUGCAUUAGCAAAAGAAAAAGCUCCCGCAAUUAUAUUUAUUGAUGAAUUAGAUGCUAUUGGUACAAAGCGUUUUGAUAGUGAAAAAGCUGGUGAUCGUGAAGUACAACGUACAAUGUUAGAACUGUUGAAUCAAUUGGAUGGUUUUCAACCAAAUCAUGAUAUCAAAGUUAUAGCAGCUACUAAUCGUGUCGAUAUCUUGGAUCCAGCAUUAUUACGUUCAGGACGUCUAGAUCGAAAAAUAGAAUUUCCGCAUCCAAAUGAAACAGCACGUGCACGUAUUAUGCAAAUACAUAGUAGGAAAAUGAAUACAAAUAAAGAUGUAAAUUUUGAAGAAUUAGCACGUUGUACAGAUGAUUUUAAUGGAGCACAAUGUAAAGCCGUGUGUAUCGAAGCUGGUAUGAUUGCUCUUCGUCGAAAUGCUGUUGAAGUAAUACAUGAAGAUUUUAUGGACGCUAUAUUGGAAGUUCAAGCGAAGAAGAAGAUGAAUUUAAAUUAUUAUGCUUAA